Cuscuta europaea is the source of this 2300-nucleotide messenger RNA. NCBI's taxonomy places the organism in Eukaryota, Viridiplantae, Streptophyta, Magnoliopsida, Solanales, Convolvulaceae. The record is from the annotation of a GenBank genome assembly.
CCGAACUCGUGUAGAAUUUGAUGCACUCAUAUCUUGCUCUAUUUUGUGCCGUUGAAAGCGUUUAAUAUCUCGUUGGAAAGCUCUUACCGAGUUCUAUCUUUUUGUGGAUAAAAUGUAAAUGUAUAUAUAUCCAGAAAAUAGCAUUAGAAUGCAUCAAAAGUAUCAAAAAUAACUAUCCAGGAAGCAAGCUAUCCUAAAAUAGUAUCUACCGUAUCCGCCCCCCCCCCCCCCCCCACCGCAAGCGGCAAGGGGGGAGAGAGAUUUUUCGGAAAAGUCAAAAAGGCACGGGACAAACCCCGGCUCGUUUCACAAAACAUCAAACAAAAUCCAGUCAAAAACAGCCCAGCAGCAGUCCACAUAGCAAAGUCCCUCAGCAGUCCAUGCAUCAGUCAAGGCCCUGCUUAUAGGAUGCUUUUGGGCCCGUAAUUAAACGCCAGCAGCCCAUAUCCUCUGUAUCCGGACCAGGAAUUAGGGCGAGCCCAAGAACUCCCAGCCUUCCAUCGCAUUCCAUUUGCGCCGCAGCCCUCAAAAUUCAAAUCCCGUUCGUACGCUCAACGGGUCAAACGCCAGGCUGGCUGUCAGUCUGACCAAUGGAUGGUCAGCUAUCAGUCCCAACCCAUCCCACCCCCUUCCCGCAGCCACCCCACAUGGCGCCGGUACCACCAAGCAGUCCGGCGACCGGAGAAGCAGGGCCCAAAUCGAACCGGAGGUAACAACUGCUAAUUCAAAACUCCACCCUCCACCACCCACCCCCGUCGAGCCCCGGCGACCCCCGGCGGCAUAGGUAAAGUGUCGGAAAGUGGCGAAUCAACAGUAGCCGGACCAAGUAACCAGUUUUCCGGUUGUCUUCUCCGGCAAACACACAGUGAAGAACCCCAUGCCUUCCCACUUUUUGAUGUCCGACCAGUCUUACCGUCACCAAAUCACCCCCUAUAUCGUCACCAACCAUUAUCUUCUCCGGACCCUGCCCCUGUACGUGCCACCCUACACACGCAUGAGCCACUGGCCGGUCCUUCAACGGUGACCGGUGCUUCAAUGGAAGUUCAAGCUUCAACGAGACUGGUCAUCCCCCCCAAAAAGGAAAGAAGCUCAAAGUACAGACCUUUAAAACCGAAUACCAUGCCAAAGCAUCCCCCUUCCAUCGCCAGAGUAACCUCCGGUGGCCCAAACAGUUUGAUUGCCGGUCAGAAAUCCCAUAAGAACACAAACAAGCUCUCAUCCUCCCCUACCUCGUCACUGUACAUGCUCCUCCCACACGCAAUGACCCCGGCCGGCCAGAUCAACGGAUAUUACCAGUGUAUUCAGGACCUCCAUCCCACGGUACAAACUGUUCAAGCACCAUCUGAAACCACCAGAACAUCCAGCAUCAGCUCCGGCACGAUCUUUGUUCAAAAGACCCAGGCAACCAUAACACUUGCCGUCAAAAAUCCAGUUGAAAAACCCCCAACCAAGAAACGCGAACCACAUACCUGCCUUCGGAGUUCCGUUUCGCACCAGUCCACCAGCAGACACCUUUACGUCACCAAAUCAAAGCCCCACGGCCGCCAAUCAGUGAGAGCUAUGAACCAGCAGUCCCGGUGACCUUUCCAGCAGCGACGAAGCUCAACAGUCCCUCAGUGAAGAAGCAACCGACACGACAAAACAACCCAAAACUCCACAAAAACUAUUUCCAAAAAUUCAUAGACCAGACAUCCGUGAAGCCCGUCAGAGCCGUGAGGGCUCCGGCGGCAGCGACCGCCGCGAGUGGCGGAGCCGGUGGGAAGAAGAGAAACUAGAAGUUUUCUAGUGAGAGAAACAGCUCUCAACUCCUCUUUAAAACUAAGGUAUGGGUAAACUUUUAAUAGUGACUAGCUCCACCGUUUUCACGGCCCCUUACCCCAGAAACCCAACUUUGGCUUGGCCCUACGGGUUAGUAUACACCGCUUGGCCCUACCACUUGAAGGGUUUUUUGGGGGAGCAUAGUUCCACUGGUGCUAGUGGGACUCGAACACGAGACCUCUCCUAUGCAGGGGUAACCGUUCAACCAGCUAGGCUGGAAGUGCUGGUUAAAAGAUCUUACCGAGUUCUAAAACUUGUCUUCAGGUGCUGGUUUCAAAAUAUCGAGGGAUGAUUUCCGAAUUACUAAAAUACACUGUAUUUACGCUAAAAGUACUCUAUUUUCACUGAAAACGCUAAAUCAUAGAGAUAAGGCUAAGUAUUUGUGACCCUCAUAUCUUGCUGUGUGUUUAUCCCUUUCGAGCGUAUUAUAUCUCGUUGGAAAGAUAGAUCGGAUCUCUAAAUCUAUUGUUCCAACUUAAUUU